Bactrocera tryoni is the source of this 1642-nucleotide messenger RNA. RefSeq names its product kelch-like protein 1. The transcript has 7 exons. The record is from RefSeq and is a predicted model, not a curated record. Bases 5 to 1627 code for a protein of 540 amino acids. Gene Ontology annotation, molecular function: protein binding. Lineage: Eukaryota; Metazoa; Arthropoda; Insecta; Diptera; Tephritidae.
UUUCAUGGAGAAAUUAAUGGCGAAAAUAUUUUGCUUUUACGACGAGCAGUCUCUAAUCGAUGUGACAUUUAAAUUUACGAACUCAACGGCUGUUAUACCCGCGCAUCGUUUGAUACUCGCAGCAGCGAGUCCUUACUUUGAGAACAUUUUCAAUAGCGAGCAAGGCAAUAAUUCCGUUAUCGAAAUAAAUGAUAUCGAUAGCGAUAUUUUUGAGCGUCUAAUAGCCUUUUGUUACACCGGCCAGACACUCAUUACCGUUAACAAUGUCGGUGCUAUGGUAAAAGCGGCAAUCGUUUUGCAGUUGGACGAUGCCAUAACCAGUAGCGUGGACUACCUUAUGUCACAUAUCGAUGAAUAUACAUUGCAGGGUGCUUACACGCUAGAGCGUGAAACGCAAUGUGAAUUUCUUAAGCAGAAAAUCAUCGAAUUCGAAACACAGAAUUUUAUGAAGAUCAGCCAAAGCAAUGAGUUUUUGAAUUUUGAUGUUGAAAAAAUGCAACGUCUUCUGGAAUCUGACAAUUUAAAUAUAGCCCGUGAGAAAGAUGCCUACGAUGCCAUAAAACGCUGGUUCAAUUUCGAUGUUCCAGCGCGUCAAGAGCACCUGCCACUUUUAAUAGCUUGUCUCCGGCUUAUCCAAUUCGAUGCAGACUUUCUGUUGACACACAUACAUCCACUACCUGGCUGUGAGCUGCUGACCUUCAAGGCAUUAUUGUGGAUCUGUAAGCCUGAAGCACGAACAAAGAUAAAUUUGCGAUUUACAGAACCACGUGGAAUCAGUGGUACAAAUUGGGUUGAGAAAACAAUCCUAGCGCUUUGCUCAUCGAUCAAUCCUAAGCUACUGCAAUAUAACAAAGCUGAGGAUAAGUGGCAAGAAUAUGCGAGUAUAAAAUACAAAUACCGAUGGUAUGGAACUAUUUUAAAGGAUGAUAAUUUAUUAUUUAUUGGCGGUAAUAAAAAAGGUGAAUCAGUCAACAUUGUCCGCAGCUGGAAUAUUCGGAAUAAGACUUGGCAAAAUUUGCCCGUCAUGAACCAAGCAAGAGACGAACACUGUGUUGUCGAAUUAGAUGGUAAAAUCUACGCGAUUGGUGGUAGUGAGGGAAAUAAUACUCUGUCGUCGGUGGAAAGAUAUACGACUUCUGAAGGUUGGAAGUUCGUGAACAGCUUGAUUGUUGGACGAUUUCAGGCCAGUGCAGUGAGUUUGAAUAGUAAAAUAUACAUAAUGGGCGGCUAUAAUGUCGAUAGCUACCUAAAAUCUAUCGAAUGCUACAACCCGGAUUCGAAUACAUGGACUUCUUGCGCGAAAAUGACAGGAUUUCACACUGAUCCUAUUACAGCUGCACAUAAGGGUCACAUUUAUGUUUUAAGCAAUAAAGACAAUAACUGCCUUGUUGAACGUUACAAUCCUCAGCAAGACACAUGGUCUAAGAUUUGCUCUUUGCAAGUUAGCGGUGAUCUUCUAGCUAGCGUAUCGCUGGGGAAUAAACUAUGGGCUAUUGGUGGCAUCUCUGCUGGCAAGAUAUGUGUAUCAGUCUAUGAUGAGGAAAAUGACCAAUGGAGACAAAAGUGCUCAUUACCUCAAAUAGAUUUUUAUUCCUGUUUGGUUGUGCCUGAAGCUUUACUGGCGUAGAAAUGAAUAAACAAU